AUGCCAUCCCCCCACCUCAAAUGGAACGAACCCAAUAAUCUCCCCGAUGACGACGAAUCCAUGCUUCGCUACCGCAACAACACAGCAUUCAUAAUUAUAAAAUGUUGUGUACAGGGGUACAAAUGCUUAGCCCCAUUCGAAGCUGCUGCCCAGCUGCACACAAUGCUUCCCGCUAAAGGGGAACCCGGCUAUGACACUGGUGCUGGAAACAGAAUGCUCCUUGAAGUCAUCCUGAAAGUAGCUGGACAGAUUCCACAUGCACACACCGGUCAGGACCUGUUGGCAUCGUUGUUCAAGCAGCUUUUGCGAUCCGAUCGCAUUACUCUUCCUCCCAGAGUCGAUCAUAUUCUCGAAUUCUAUGAAAAUUCUUUACAGAUAUAUUUUGAUUUCAUGGCGGGUGUUGAGAGAUUUAACCCAUCCCAUUUCGAUCCAGGCCGUUUUGUCCAGCUAAGAGCCUUCAUCGCGCGACUUUGUGCUAACGGAUCCUACGAUGGCCACGAAUGGCUGAUCUCAACGAUGAAGACUGCUUUCGAAGAUGAAGAUGAGGAAGGAAAACUAGUGGAAUGCUACUCCGGCGUUCUCUUGGGAGCAGCCAUGUUCUUGAUAUAUGCUGGUCAAUGGGUGUAUCGAGAAAUUGCCCAGGGCGAGAAGAAGGAUAGGGAAGAAGGGCAAAGGCAGGGAGUUGGGAAGAAAUACGGCGGACCCGUGGUUGGGGAAGAGAGAUGGAAGUUUUGGCGGGAUGGAUUUGACAAUGCGCUCAUGAAGAUGACUGGAGUGCCUAGGAUCUGUGUGAGGAACGCGCUGGUAAUAAUGAUUUCCUUGGAUUCAAUCUUUGGGAAGACUCAUGAAUGAGGG
Molecule: messenger RNA, 855 nt
Organism: Aspergillus sclerotioniger CBS 115572
Lineage: Eukaryota; Fungi; Ascomycota; Eurotiomycetes; Eurotiales; Aspergillaceae
Product: DUF3632 domain-containing protein
Exons: 3
Coding region: 1-852 (283 amino acids)
Source: RefSeq, a predicted model, not a curated record